Patiria miniata (bat star) is the source of this 5120-nucleotide messenger RNA. Its product is annotated as multidrug resistance-associated protein 4-like. The record is from RefSeq and is a predicted model, not a curated record. Gene Ontology annotation, biological process: transmembrane transport. Gene Ontology annotation, molecular function: ABC-type transporter activity; ATP hydrolysis activity; protein binding. Gene Ontology annotation, cellular component: plasma membrane. The transcript has 32 exons. NCBI's taxonomy places the organism in Eukaryota, Metazoa, Echinodermata, Asteroidea, Valvatida, Asterinidae. Bases 328 to 4995 code for a protein of 1555 amino acids.
UCAUUAUUUUAUGCGAACUCACGUGUGCAUUCAACGUCAAAAGAGUUUAGCUUUUCUCAAUGGAUUAUAAGCUUUUGUGAGAUUGCCGUUAGAAAUAUCCUGGAAUAAUAAAGUCAAAGGUUGGUCACCGUCUGGUUCAUUUUGGGUAAUACACGGACGAGUUUUAGGUUACUUUCGACAGCGCAAGUGAAGGACUUUUUGGCAAAAAAGAAAAAUUUAUGAGUUUACAAAUUCUGAAGAAACAAGUGCAAGCAUUGAACUUCUGAGGGACUGCAAGUACAUGUACCCGUAACUUUUGAUCGAAGUAUUUCAGGAAAGUGCCCAGUCAUGGACGGAGGCCCAGUUAAAGUCAAACGGAACCCUUAUCUGAGUGCUAAUCCUCUUUCCAAGCUCUUCUUCACCUGGAUAGGAGGGCUAUUUAGUCUCGCCUACAAAGAAAAGAAACUAUCACCCAAAGACCUUGAUAAUGUGCUGCCGUCCGAUGAAUCAGUCCAUUUAGGUGACAGACUAGAAAGGGAGUGGGUAAAGGAACUUCAGAAAGAACGACUUGGGAAGACGGCAAACCUCAAACAUGCGUUGUUUCGGACGUUUGGUUGGUCGUACCUCAUCCUUGGCAUCUUUGCUUUCAUUGAGGAAGCAGUCCGCAUCGCCCAACCGUUUAUCCUGGGUCGUCUUAUUGACUACUUCUCCCCCACCGUAGUCGUCCAGGAAUGGGAGGCGUACGCCUACGCGGCGGGAGUCACCUUGUGUGCUAUCACGCUGACGUUUGUCCACAGCCCGUACUUCUUUGGACUUCAAAGAAUCGCCAUGAAGGUCCGGGUAUCCCUGUGUACGCUGGUCUACCGAAAGAUGCUGCGGCUCGACAACACUUCCAUGCGUCAGUCCUCGAGCGGUCAAGUAAAUAACCUCAUGACAAAUGAUGUCCAAAGGUUUGAUAUGGCUCUGAUCGCCUUGCACUACCUGUGGCUCUCCCCACUUCAAGCCGUCAUAGUCCUAGCCCUCCUCUGGUUAGAGAUCGGUUGGGCCUGCCUCCCUGGAUACGCGGUUCUUAUUCUGCUCCUUCCGAUUCAAGCAGGCAUGAGCAAACUCUUCUCAAAACUCAGGAGAAAGACGGCAGCUCAUACAGACAAGCGAGUGGGAGUGAUGACAGAGAUUAUAAACGCCAUGAGAGUCAUUAAGAUGUACGCUUGGGAACAUCCAUUUGGUGAAUUAGUGCAGAAAAUCAGAAAGGCAGAGAUUCGUAAGAUCAUCCAGGCAUCCUACCCAAUGGGGAUCAAUCUCCUCCUCUCUAUCUAUGGCAACCGUCUCCUGGACGUUUGCAUGAUCAUCACCUACGCCUUCACCGCGACCAACAUCCGCGUCUCGACCGUGUUUGUCGUGGUGACCUACUGUGCGACGCUGCGAGGGUCAUUCUUUCGGUUUUUCUUGCGAGCAAUUCAGAUGCGAUCGGAAUGCCUGGUGUCCAUCAAGAGAAUUCAGAAAUUUUUGCUGCUGAAGGAAAUUUCCCUGCCAUCCGUUGACCCCUCUGAUGGCCCUCAUCAAAACCCAGGAAUUCAUGUGCAAGACUUGGCGGGCUCUUGGGAUGAAAAUUUAGACAACCCUUCACUGAGUAACAUUAACUUUGAUGUCUCCAAGGGAGAACUGUUGGCUGUGAUUGGUCCGGUGGGAUCUGGCAAGUCAUCCCUCCUCAUGGCUCUCCUCAAGGAGCUACCCACAAUCUCCGGCAAGAUAAACAUUGACGGCCGGGUUGCCUACGCCAGCCAGGAACCCUGGAACUUCAGCGGAACCAUCCGGCAAAACAUCACGUUCGGCAAAGAGUUCAAACAGAGGAAAUACGACCGGAUCAUAGAAGUCUGUGCUUUGACCAAGGACAUCCAGGGUUUCCCAAAUGGUGACCUGACCAUCAUCGGUGAACGAGGCGUGACCUUAAGCGGAGGUCAAAAGGCAAGGGUCAACUUGGCCCGCGCGUUGUACGAUGACGCAGACAUCUAUCUGCUGGAUGAUCCGUUGAGCGCUGUCGACAGCGAAGUCGGACGACACAUCUUUGACAAGUGCAUCAUGGAGUACCUGGCCAACAAACCUCGUAUUCUCAUCACCCACCAGUUGCAGUUCCUGAACACGGCCAACAAGAUCUUGGUUCUCAAGGAGGGUCAUAUGGAAGCAGUUGGCCCACUGAGUGAACUCCACAAGAAGGGCAUCGACUUCGCCUCCCUGAUGAAACAAGACGAUGAGGAAGAAGAGGACGAGGAAGAAUUUGAAGACGAUGUAGAGCAUCCUGGUCUAAGGAAACGAGCCAGCACCAAACGCAGCAUCAGGUCACAAAGGAGUGUUAAGGAUGAUAAGCCAUCGCCUGGGGCUGCCAAAGCCUUCAAAGAUGAACAGGCCAAGAAAGGAGACGUCACCGUCAAGGUUUACUACAAGUACUUCAAGUCUGGCGCCAACUGCCUCAUGAUGUUCCUCCUAGUCGUCUUCUUCUUGGGAACCCAGGUUGCAUACAUCUUGGCCGAUCUCUGGCUAGCUUUCUGGACCGAGGAAGAAGAGAAGAGGCAAGCCAUGAAUAUGUCCAUGCUGAACGAAUCACUGAUGCCGGAUAAUGAAGAUGACAUCAGCAGAGGUCUUCUGCAAUUCAACCUGGAUUUCACCACGGCACAGAGCGCUUACAUCUAUGGCGGCUUUGUGGCUCUUCUGUUCCUUCUGGGUAUCAUUCGAUCGAUUCUCUGCUUCAGAAUCAUGAUCAAGUCCUCCCGCAAUCUCCACAACAGGAUGUUCAAAGCCAUCAUUCGGUCACCGAUAUUGUUCUUUGACACCAAUCCUGCAGGGCGCAUCUUGAACCGCUUCACCAAAGAUACCGGUUUGAUGGACGACCAACUGCCUCUGACGUUCUUUGAUUUCCUUCAGAUCUCCCUCCUGAUUCUCAGCACCAUCAUCUUGACCGUCAUCGUCAACCCUUUCGUGUUAAUCCUGCUGGUACCUCUUGCUGUCAUCUUUAUAAUCUUGAGAAGAUAUGCCUUGAUAGCUACGAGGGCCAUCAAACGUCUUGACGGUGUCACUCGCAGUCCUGUCUUCUCCCACAACACCACCUCCUUCCAGGGCCUCAGCACCAUCCGAGCCUACAACAAACAAGCCCAGUUUAUCAAGGACUUCAACCGUCACCAGGACCAGCACUCGGAGGCGUGGUUCGCCUACCUGGCCGCUAACCGCUGGUUUGGACUGAGACUGGACAUGAUCAUGGUCAUCUUCACUGGUGGGGUCACUUUCAUCUCGGUCCCUCUCAAAGGAGCUCUAGAUGCAGGCCUGGUGGCUGUUAUCCUGAGUAACAUUCUCUCGCUAGGCACCAUCUUCCAGUACGUGGUCAGGCAGAGUGCUCUUGUAGAAAACCAGAUGACAUCUGUUGAGAGGACGAUUGAGUACACGAAGCUAAAGCCAGAGGCUCCUCUUACCAACCCCAAGAAGAAACCCCAGCCAACAUGGCCGCAGUUUGGUGCUCUCACCUUCAACGGUCUGUCCCUCAACUACUCAACGGAAGGCCCCAGAGUGCUGAAGAACAUCACCUGCAAUAUCAUGGCCAAGGAGAAGGUUGGUAUUGUCGGUCGGACCGGCGCAGGCAAGAGCUCCCUCAUCACAGCUCUCUUCCGAUUGGCUGAGCCGAGCGGCGUCAUCAUGCUCGACGGCAUCACAACGUCCAACCUGGGUCUACAUGACCUCAGGAAGAAACUGUCAAUCAUUCCACAGGAUCCUGUCCUUUUCACCGGUAGUCUGCGCUACAACCUGGACCCCUUCAACCAGUACUCGGACAUCGAACUCUGGAACGCUCUCGACGAUGUGCAACUGCGUUCAGUCGUCCAGGACUCAGCUGAGAAGCUGAACAUGGGGGUCGGCGAGUCUGGUUCCAACUUCAGCGUUGGUCAGCGUCAGCUGAUCUGCCUUGCACGGGCAGUACUCCGACAAAACAGGGUACUGAUCAUGGAUGAGGCUACAGCAAAUGUGGAUCCAAGGACUGAUGCCUUGAUCCAGAAGACGAUACGAACCAAGUUCCUGAAUUGCACUGUACUCACCAUAGCACACAGGCUUCACACCAUCAUGGACAGCGAUCGUAUCAUGGUCUUGGAUGCUGGUGAGCUUAUUGAGUUCGAUCAGCCUCACACCUUACUCCAGCGAGCAGACAGUAUGCUGAGUAAACUGGUGGAACAAACUGGCAAGGCGGAGUCAUCGGAUCUGAUGGAGGUGGCACGGAAACACUUCAAGAUACGGAGGGUGACUGGAGUGAAUAAUGUCUCCUUCGCUAGCCCAGAGGAACUCACCGUCGAGGGGUACCAGCAACAGCUACAUAACUGGGGAGCAGCAGACUUGUCGACUGGAGCCAAAGCAAUAGAAUCUGUAGGCAUGCAGACGGAGCCAUUUGACUAUCAUACGGUCCUCUUGCCCAAGACGUCGGAGGGCUUUGGGUUUUCCCUGGCCGGGAGUACGGACAAUCCCUACAUGCCAGUGUUUGUGGUCCAGGUCGUAGAGGACUCCCCAGCUAGCUUCCCUUAUGCACUUCAGGUUGGGGAUGAAGUCGUAUCGGUCAACGGUCACGACCGUAGCAAACUGACCUACGUGGACAUCUGCCAAAUGGUCAAGGAGAGCAAGGAGCGUGUCCAGUUAGUGGUCAAGCGACGCUGCAACACCAAAAUGACCACUAUGUCAUUCGGGAAUGAUCAGAAGGGAAAAGGAGAGAGGAGUGAAAAAGAUAGCAAGGAAAUUAAGGCAUCACCCUCCACAAAAAGAAAACCAAGUCCCACCCAGGAAAAUAUGGAACAGGCCAGCGAUGACACGGUCUCCAGUGGAACAUCCUCCAUGGUGUUUGCCAAUGAAGGAUUUGAGGACACUCCACUUGCUGCGAUAGGGGAGUCCCCCGACAAUACCAGUGGAGGGGCAAACUCUGCAGAUGACAUUCAAGUCAGCAUAUCCACGUCUUCCGAUUCUUCCGAAGAGGCUGCCGACACAAAACUGUGAGACCUUUAAAACGUUUCAACUUGUUUUGGUGUCACUGAUUUUUAAGUUAGUUUGUGUUGUACUUUUCUGCCAUAUUUUUGUGGCGCUAAUUUAUAUAAGAUUGGCUGUUCAAUAAGACUCGAUAA